UGUGGUCUGAUUCAAGAAGCCUAGUCGUCGUAUGUCUUCGACGGAUAUUUGUCGAUAUCAUGUGUAAACCAUCGCCAAAGAAAUUACAUUUUUAGGAAAUUAAAUUCAAGAUUUAUAAAUUAUGACUUUCAUCAAAUACAUGCUCGAGGACGGAAACGCUGAGCGAUCUAACAUUAACAGGAUUGCAAUCUCUGUAAUGAAAAUGCGUUUAGAUUGGACCCUGAAUCAUGUAACGACAUUGAUAAAUGAAGCAUACGUUUUGCUGCUGCAAAUUUCUACGUUUUUCUGGGCCUCUCAUAAUGCUACACAGAAGCUGGAUUAACAGGAUCAUAUCGUGUGCUGCAUAAGGGUCGAGGACUUGUAAAAGGGUAGGCUAUGGGCAGCUCUUUCCUAUGUUGUGUUGUUUCACAAGGUCAGUGUGGAGGAUUUUAGAAAUAAAGUGACCUGGCAACUUCUUCAAAGUGAGAUUUUAAAAGUCAACAGAAGUGUGAGGGAUGGUGGAGCCCAUGCAGACGCUGGCUGGGCGGCGGCCCUGUGGGCGUGAACGACAGUGGAAGGCGCCAGCGUGUCGGAGCGUGGCGGUGCUACCGUUCCGCUGCCCGCGCUGUGGGGAGAGCACGCGCUUCCGCAGCCUGACCGCUCUCCGGACUCACCUGCAGUUCAGCCACACCUUCUCCACACCACCUGUGUCCAGAGCUCCGCCCAUCUCCAUGCCCCCCAGCCCAGAAGAUGAUAGGCCUGCCUUCCUAGAGCUACACCCCGCCCCCACACCCUUAACCACAGCAGCAAAGGCCCAUCCCCCUCCCUCCCCAUUGGAUCACACCUAUGGGGGCGUGUCUAUGGAGGCGGGGCUCCAGGUGCGUCUGUGGGUGGCUCUGAAGAGGGCAGAGCAGCAGCUGCAGUCUGAGCAUGCUCAGUGCCCCCUGCUGUUAGAGGAGCAACACAGGCUCAGCAGGCAGGUCCACUCCGCUGCCAUGGUGAUCGCAUCACUACGACAACAGCUGGCCACCUCACAGCACCAGCUGAAGCAGCGAGAGAGUGAGGUCUUGGGUAUGCAGAGCUGGCUGGCAUUAGCUGCUCAGCAUGAGAUGUGCAGUAAGGAGACACUGAGGAGCUUCAUAGAGACUCUGCUGCAGCGCCUCCAUGUGGCAGAAAGCUGCGCUAACAGGAGACCCUGAGGAGCUUCAUAGAGACUCUGCAGCACCCUGAUCUCCACUGGGUCCGACUGCUGCAGCGCCACGCCCUGAUCUUCUCUGUGGUGUCCAAUAACUGUGCUGUAGAAUUAUAACUGUGCUGUAGGAAUGUGACUGUGCUAUAAGAUUAGAACUGUGCAGUAGGGUUAUAACUGUGCUGUAGGAUUAUAACUGUGCUGUAGGAUUAUAACUGUGCUAUAGGAUUAUAACUGUGCUGUAGGAUUAUGGGCCAUAUUGUGCACCCUGGCACAUGGCGCAAAACUCGUUUUCCACCCGGCACAAAGUAUAUUUUCUUAUUUUGCAUGAUUAUUUUUUAAACAAUGCGCCCAUUAUAACUGUGCUGUAGGGUUAUAACUGUGCUGUAGGAUUAUAACUGUGCUGUAGGAAUGUGACUGUGCUAUAGGGUUAUAACUGUGCUGUAGGAUUAUAACUGUGCUAUAGGAUUAUAACUGUGCUGUAGGGAUAAGACUGUGCUGUAGGAUUAUAACUAUAACAGGGGCAGCCGUGGCCCACUGGUUAGCACUUCGGACUUGUAACUUGAGGGUUGCCGGUUCGAACCCCGACCACGGCUGAAGUGCCCUUGAGCAAGGCACCUAACCCCUCACU
Molecule: messenger RNA, 1799 nt
Organism: Alosa sapidissima (American shad)
Lineage: Eukaryota; Metazoa; Chordata; Actinopteri; Clupeiformes; Clupeidae
Gene: znf365
Product: zinc finger protein 365
Exons: 3
Coding region: 495-1178 (227 amino acids)
Biological process (GO): regulation of double-strand break repair via homologous recombination; regulation of neuron projection development; regulation of DNA strand resection involved in replication fork processing
Cellular component (GO): centriolar satellite
Source: RefSeq, a predicted model, not a curated record